This is a messenger RNA of Cryptotermes secundus, 1522 nucleotides long. Its product is annotated as E3 ubiquitin-protein ligase SIAH1B. NCBI's taxonomy places the organism in Eukaryota, Metazoa, Arthropoda, Insecta, Blattodea, Kalotermitidae. The transcript has 2 exons. Gene Ontology annotation, biological process: proteasome-mediated ubiquitin-dependent protein catabolic process; multicellular organism development. Gene Ontology annotation, molecular function: zinc ion binding; ubiquitin conjugating enzyme binding; ubiquitin protein ligase activity. The record is from RefSeq and is a predicted model, not a curated record. Gene Ontology annotation, cellular component: cytoplasm. Bases 332 to 1108 code for a protein of 258 amino acids.
UUCUUGAUCUCGCAGGAGUGGAGUCAAGCGACCCUGACAGGGAACUGUGUUGUGCUUAACUCUGCACUGCGCACUGGAACCUUGCUGGACCGGUACGUGACUGAACGAUUGAAUAGACCAGUUAACAAGUUUACUAUGGUAACGUAAAAAAAUCUUCUUGAAUUAAUUGUGAUACAAUGAUUACAAACGUGGUUACAACGAAACUGACAUUAUGUUCGACAACUGUUAGAAAUGUUUUAUCGCUUGUCAGAUAAUUUUGUCCAAUACGGGGAAGAACAUUGGAUGAAGUGAAGGAAACGAACUUGGGAUUUGUGCCAAACCAUAGACCAACAUGAGCAACUUAGCAGUGGGAUUCCAUAAUCGGCUUCUGCAAGAACUGGAGUGUCCAGUCUGUAUGGAGUACAUGAUGCCACCCAUCAUGCUUUGCAACAAUGGGCACAACCUCUGUUGUAACUGUAGGGUAACACUGGAUAAGUGUCCAAUCUGCAGGGGACCGUUCCUGAAGGUGCGAAACGUUUCCCUGGAGAACAUAGCAACAGAAACAUUGUAUCCUUGCAAAAACACCCUGAGAGGGUGUACAAAACUGCUCACUAAAAACCUAAUUAGACCUCAUGCAGAUGAGUGUACGUUUGAUAAUCACAAGUGUCCAUUUGCCAAGAUAUCAAAUACAGGGUGUAAUUGGAGAGGUACUUUGGAUACUGUGAGGAGACACGUUGAAGCCAAUCACAAAGGAAGUUGCGUCCAGCGUGUAUCAAGGAAAUUCAAAACUGUGCUCCAUAACGUGUCGUGUUCCCAGAGGUACUACCAAGCCAUAAUAACAAUGGAUGAACUGUUUUAUGUAAGCUGGAGGGUGCAAAGCGGUGUUUUCUACUGUGCUGUGUUUUAUAUUGGACCAAAGAAAGGUGCUAAUAACUUCAGAUACAGGUUUUCAAUUUCAACGAAAGAUGGAGACACUUAUUCCGCCUCGUCUCUGACUCACAGUUAUUAUGAAAAUGUAAAUGACGUUUUUCGACAUGGAAAAUGUGUCAUGCUGGAUUACAGCGCUGUGCAGAGGUCAUGUUCUGAGAACAAAGACUUACCAUUCCGAAUGGAAAUCUCUGUGGUGUGAAUACAUAAGAUAAAGUCUGUAAACUGUGAUAAGAGAUAUCGCUGUGACUGAACAUCCAUUUUUAAAAAUAGUUCUAAUGUAUAAAAUGAUGAAGACUGCCAUCUUCUGGCAUAUAACGCCGAAUCAACCGACGUCUCGGAGAACAAUAUCGUCUCCAUCUUCAGGGUCUACAAAUAAUCUGAGCAAGACAGUACUAACUCUGCUCGAUACCUGCUUUCACGCUGGUAUCUUGUUUGGCUUAUUCGACCAUAGAGGCGAUAUAUACCUCCGAAACGUCAGUUGGCUUUCAACGGACUACACGGCGUUAUAUGCCAGUAGACAGUAAGUACCCUUCAUAAACACCGGUGUGACAAUCUAAAAUCCUACGUGUAAAAUAAUGAUGAGAAAGAAUUAUAUUACUUACUUACUUACUCA